AUGGAGGAUGGUACAAUUGAAAUACGGCACACAACAACUUGGACUCUGAUACAGAUCUUCAAAUGCUCUGAUAGCGUGCGAGAUCUGAUGUUUUUGCCAGAUGGCCAAGUUUUGAUUUCGGCUGCACAAAUGGGAGACGUCAGUCUCUGGGAUAUCACGCCGGGCAUGCAGCAACAUGCGCAGGAACACAUCUCACGGCCUCAUUCAGACAUUGUAAAUUACGUGGCAUUUUCACCCACUGGCCAGCACGCGGCAUCCUGUGCGAAUGACGGAACAAUGGUCCUAUGGUAUUCCAAAACAAGGAGCAUAUUACAUACUCGCAAAGACGGUAGUUAUUAUACCUCUGUGAUAUUUUCUCCCGACGGUAAACCGCUGGCAACACACUCCGGUGGCUUCAACAGGAUCUGGAACUUGGAUAUGGAACAAGUAGCAAAAGUGCCUACUCAAUCAACCUAUAGCGUAUUUGAGGGUACGUCUUGGAAAGAUGGCUUGGCGGUCAUCAAUCAUCGCGUCAGACCUCGCAUGCCAGCCCCGCCGCAGCCUAAAGCCGUCGAAUACAAUUGGGAGGAUAAUGGCUGGAUAGUGAGAGCAUACGGCUCAGAAAGACUCGUGUGGCGCCCUCCUGAAUGCCGACCUCACGGCGGGUCGUCCUAUGCUGUCAAUGAUCAGACACUUGUGUCUGGGACUGAUUCUGGUCAGGUCUUUUGGAUAUCAUUUCAGUUGGGGGAUGUUUCACCUAGCUAG
This is a messenger RNA of Aspergillus affinis, 744 nucleotides long. Its product is annotated as WD40 repeat domain-containing protein. Lineage: Eukaryota; Fungi; Ascomycota; Eurotiomycetes; Eurotiales; Aspergillaceae. The transcript has a single exon. The record is from RefSeq and is a predicted model, not a curated record. Bases 1 to 744 code for a protein of 247 amino acids. Gene Ontology annotation, molecular function: protein binding.